Purpureocillium takamizusanense is the source of this 1560-nucleotide messenger RNA. RefSeq lists its product as uncharacterized. Lineage: Eukaryota; Fungi; Ascomycota; Sordariomycetes; Hypocreales; Ophiocordycipitaceae. The transcript is spliced from 4 exons. Bases 1 to 1560 code for a protein of 519 amino acids. Gene Ontology annotation, molecular function: FAD binding. The record is from RefSeq and is a predicted model, not a curated record.
AUGGCGCUCUUGUCGCUUCAACUGAAUACUGUGCUUGACGGGCUCUCCGAGACCGGCUACGCGGAGGCUGUCCAGCCCUAUCGUCUCAAGGUUGCCCAGAAUGCAGGAACCCUCGAUGCCAUCGCAACGAGGGGCCAUGUCCACCCCCGGGAUCGAGUCGCAUCCGUGGCGGACGCCGCAGAAGCUCUCCUGGACGGCGUGUCCCGCCCCUCGCAGAACCCGGCAGAGCACCGAUCCCUCGUGGAACAGAACUGGUCGACGCUGUGCUGGCUCCCCGCGGGAUGCAUCAUCAGCCCUCGCACCGUCCCCGAGGCGGCUCUCGCCUUGCGCCUCGUCACCUACUUCCGGGCCUCCUUUUCCGUCCGCAGCAACGGCCAUCUCGCCGAGCCGGGCUUCAGCAGCGUCGGCGCGUCGGGCGUGCUGCUCGAUCUGGGGCAUCUCAACCAGAUCCAGCUGUCGGACCGGCGGGACACGGUGCGCGUCGGCCCCGGGGCGACUUGGGACGCCGUGUACGGGGCGCUCGAGACGCACGAGCUCACGGCCGUCGGCGGGCGCAUCAAGGGCGUCGGCGUCGCGGGCCUGAUCCUCGGCGGGGGCAUGUCGCACUUUUCCAACGCCUGGGGCCUGGCCUGCGACGCUGUCCGCAACCUUGAGGUCCUGGUUGCGGACUGCACCGUUAUUCAGGCAAAUGCAAACACAAACGCGGAUUUGUUCUGGGCUCUCAAAGGCGGCGGACCAAACUUUGGCAUCGUCACCAGAUUCGAUCUGGAGACCUACCCAGACUACAAGAUAUGGGUGUCCACGAGGACCUUUGCGGCCGAGCAGGUUCCAAGAGUCAUGCAGGCCAUGACAAUGUACCAGGAGACCAUGGAACACGAUGAGAACCUGGGCUUCAACGCCGUCGUCCUCCCCGGCUUCGUCUCCACGGCGGUGAUGCAUCGUGGCCACCUCGAGGAAGCACAUGCAGCGUCCAAGAUUUUCGACGGCAUCGAGGCCGUCGCGGCCCCACCGCCGGAAAACACCACGCAGGCUCGUCUUUGCGCGAAGCUGUGCGAGGAUUAUAAACUGGACGGCAAGGCCAAGCGGCGCCUCGGCACGCUCUCCCUCGAGCCAGACGCGGGCGCCUACACAGACUUUUACAAUUUACUCUGCGAAGCCCACGAAAAGCAAGACUUUCACCUGCAUUCCGUGCUCCAGCCUCUGGGCAAGGCGGCGGUUCAGCAGGGGCGACGGCGCGGCGGCAAUUGCAUGAACAUCCGCGAGGUACCACAAACAUGGGCCGUUGUCAUGGCCGAAUGGACGGACCAGCCUCACGACGAGGCGGUGCAGUCGACCGUGGACAAGCUCAGGGGCCAGUUCGAGGACGCGGCCAAGCGGCGCGGACGGGGGCUGGAGUUUCUGUUCAUGAACGAUGCCUGUGCCUACCAGGACCCUCUCCGCUCGUACGGCGCAGAAGCAGUUGACGGGCUGUGGGCUGUGAGCCGAAAGUAUGACCCCGGCGGUGUGUUUCAGGAGUUGCAGAAUGACGGGUUUCUGCUUUCCAAGACGGCGACACGUUGA